Molecule: messenger RNA, 4038 nt
Organism: Dipodomys ordii (Ord's kangaroo rat)
Lineage: Eukaryota; Metazoa; Chordata; Mammalia; Rodentia; Heteromyidae
Gene: Golga2
Product: golgin A2
Exons: 27
Coding region: 21-3116 (1031 amino acids)
Biological process (GO): spindle assembly; Golgi organization
Cellular component (GO): cis-Golgi network; Golgi cisterna membrane; Golgi apparatus
Molecular function (GO): protein binding
Source: RefSeq, a predicted model, not a curated record
UGGUUGCCGGGAUUGUGGUGAUGUGGCCCCCCCACCUCCCCUGUCCCAGCCCCGGGAUGUCGGAAGAAACCAGACGUAGCAAAUUGGCUGCGGCCAAGAAAAAGCUGAGAGAAUAUCAGCAAAGAAACAGCCCUGGUGUACCUGCAGGAGCAAAGAAGAAGAAAAAAAUAAAAAAUGGCAGUAACCCUGAGACCACCACUACUGAUGAUUGUAACUCACCCGAGGAUAUUCAGGACAUUCUGAAGGUGCUGGUGUCCGACCUUAACCAUUCCAAUGGGGUAGUGCUCCCCCCAUUGGACAAGUGGAAGGCUCCCCAAGACUGUGCUGCUCCUGUACCACCAUCUGCUGCUGACCCUGUGUUACCUGCCAGUGUCCCUUCCCCUGACGCUGGUAUCGCUAGCAUGGCAUCGCUUCAGAACUAUGAUGCUGACGAUGGCCCUGAUCUCAUGGAUGAGACCAAGACUUUUUCAUCAACUGAGAGCCUACGGCAACUUUCUCAACAGCUCAAUGGUCUUGUGUCAGAGUCUACACCUUACGUCAACGGGGAGGGCCUCACAUCUUCUACCAACAUGAAGGAUCUAGAGAGCCGGUACCAAGAGCUAGCAGUAGCCCUGGACUCCAGCUAUCUAACAAACAAACAACUCAGUAGCAAGAUAGAGGAAUUGAAACAACAGAACCAAGACACUUUGGACCAACUGGAAAAAGAAAAGAAGGACUACCAGCAGAAGCUAGCCAAAGAGCAGGGAGCGCUGAGGGAACAGUUGCAGGUUCACAUCCAGACCAUUGGGAUCCUGGUGUCUGAGAAGUCAGAAUUACAGACUGCCCUGGCCCACACGCAGCAGGCAGCUAGGCAGAAAGCAGGAGAGUCAGAGGAUCUUGCCAGCCGCCUGCAGUCUUCCCGGCAGCGUGUGGGAGAGCUGGAGCGCACUCUGUCUGCUGUCUCCACACAGCAGAAGCAGGCAGAUAAGUACAAUAAGGAGCUAACCAAAGAGCGAGAUGCCCUGAAACUGGAGCUGUAUAAAAACAAUAAAAAUAAUGAAGAUCUGACGGAGCUGAACUCAGAACUGGAAGAGAGGCUUCAAGUCCUACUGACAGAGAAAGAAGCCAUGCAGUUGGGAAUGGAGGAGCUGCAGAAGAAGUUGGAAAUGUCUGAGGUCCUCCUGCUGCAAUUUUCUAGUCAGUCGGAGUCCCCCGACAGUAACCAGCAGUUACAGCAGGCCAUGGAGGAGCGGGCGCAGCUGGAGAGAAAAGUGGAGCAGCUGACAGAGUUGCUGAAACAGCUGCAAGUGGAGAGAGACCAGUAUGCAGAGAAUCUGAAAGAAGAGAGUGCUGUGUGGAAGCAAAAGAUCCAGCAAGUGUUGGAGCAGAUGCGCAUGUUGAAAGAGGAGAAAGAGCGCAGUGCAAAUCAAGUACUGGAGCUGGAGACCAACUUGGCAGAACUGAAAAGCCAGCUGGCGGAGUCAUCAUUGCCACCAGCCCCAGUGGGGCCAUCGGAAGCAGAGCAGCAGCUGCAGGCAGAGGCCCAGCAGCUGCAGAAGGAGCUGGAGAACCUGGCAGGACAACUACAUGCACAGGUGCAGGACAAUGAGAACCUGAGCCGCCUGAACCAGGAGCAGGAGGAGCGGCUACUGGCUCUGGAGCGGGAGGCUGAGGUCUGGAACGAGCAGGCAGAGGAUCGCAAGCAGAUCCUAGAAACCAUGGAGAGCAACCGCACCACCAUCAGCCGCGCACUCCUGCAGAACCGGGAGCUCAAGGAGCAGCUGGCCGAGCUGCAGGAUGGUUUUGUCAGGCUGAGCAAUGAGAACAUGGAACUCACCAGUGCACUGCAGUCGGAGCAGCAUGUCAAGAAGGAGCUGGCCAAGAAGCUGGGCCAGCUGCAGGAGAAGCUGGGAGAGCUGAAGGAGACGGUGGAGCUGAAGAGCCAAGAGGCCCAGGGUCUACAGGAACAGCGAGACCAGUGCCUGUCCCACCUGCAGCAGUACGCAGCAGCCUAUCAACAGCACAUGGUGGCCUAUCAGCAGCUGGCCUCAGAGAAGGAAGCCUUGCAUCAGCAGUUUUUGGUGCAGACCCAGCUCCUGGACCAGCUGCAGCAUGAGGAGGUGCAGGGCAAGGUGGUGACGGACAUGGUCCGCAAGGAGUUGCAGGAAACCCAGAAGCGCCUGGAAACCACCAGCCAGCAGAACCAGCAGCUGCAGGCCCAGCUGGGCCUCCUGGCUGUCCCUGCAGAAGUAGAUGAAGCAGACAAAGAGGAAAGGGAGGAGGAUGCUCAGCCCCGUUUGACCAUCCCAGAGGAUCUAGACAGCCGAGAAGCCAUGGUAGCAUUUUGCAAUGAGGCUCUCGCCAGCGCUGAGGAGGAGAAGGCACAGCUGCGCAGGCAGCUGAGAGAGCAGAAGGAGCACUGCCAGCGCUUGGCUCAGCUGGCAGCCCCGUCACAGAGUGAGGCCAAGCAGGAUGCCAUGGGCCUUGGGAGUGGAGGAGACUCUGUGUCCGGGGAGAGCCAGCAGGCCAUACAGAUGUCCAUGGAGAAACUGCAGAGCCGCUUCCUAGAGGUCAUGCAGGAGAAGAUGGAGCUCAAAGAGCGUGUUGAGGAACUGGAACAUCGCUGCAUCCAGCUGUCUGGAGAGACGGACACCAUUGGAGAGUACAUUGCCCUCUAUCAAAACCAAAGGGCCUUUCUGAAGGAGCGACACCGAGAGAAGGAGGAGUAUAUCAGCCGGCUGGCACAGGACAAGGAAGACAUGAAGGUGAAGCUACUAGAGCUACAGGAGUUGGUGUUGCGGCUUGUGGGCGAGCGCAACCAGUGGCAGGGCAGGUUCCUGGCAGCCUCCCAGAGCCCUGCUGCUGAGCCCACCCCAGACCCCUCAAGCUCUCAGGAACUUGAAGCUGCCUACGAGCAAGGUGACCUUCGGGAAGUGAGCCUCUCUGAUCAUGUGGAUCCUGUGCCAGGAGAGGCUGCGGUGGCUUCGCCCCCUGAGAACCCGACUGAGCAACAGAUCUUGCAGCUGCUGCGUGAGAUCCAGAACCCCCAGGAGUACGCAGGCUUGGGCAGCAACCCCUGCAUCCCCUUCUUCUACCGGGCUGAUGAGAAUGAUGAGGUGAAGAUCAUGGUUAUCUAAAAGACUGAUAGCCAAAGUCUGGAGAAUAGGGGCCAGGGUUCAGCCCCACUCCAGACCCUGCCUCCUGCCCUUACCAUUCCUUCCCAGUCACCCUUUUAUCCUUAGAGUUGGAAGAUCAGACCCCCUAUAUUAACAGGGGGACAUGAACAGGUGCAGACCCUUUGCCAUCUUGGCAGGGGCUGGGUCUUAAUCUCUGGACUCUGGCUCCAGAGUUUCAUAGUUACUGAGCAGACUGCCUCUCUGGAGGGGCAGGGUCUCCAUUCUUCCCUGCAGAGGCACUAGGCCAGGAUAGCAUUUCCAUGGCCCUCCGGACAGAUGAGGCUCACUGUGGGGAGGUGAGGACAGGCUGGCAGGGGCCAUCCUGUAUUCAGCAGGGUCCUGUGGCUUUGUGUGUGUGGUGGUGCUGGGAUGAAACUCAGGGCCGGGCGCUUCCCAAAUCAGCUCCCAUCUUCAUGGCACUUUGGGGCAGGAUUAGCUGAGCAGCAGCAUCACAGGUCCCCAGGCAGGUGGAGUCAACUGUAGGCCAUGUGAGGGCUGAGUCAGCACAGGCGGUCCACUUGGGGCUCCCUUUUACGUGCACUUUGGGGCAAGGCAACUGGGCAGCGUUCUCUCAAGCCUUAGGGCACUCCGAGGGUUGAUGGAGGCCGGGCAGAGGCUGCUGGGAGGUGGGCUCCCCCUCCCCUAGUGUACAUACUGUACCUGUGUAACAUUUUGUAUAUUCUGGGGUAGGGAUGCCCCCUGUAUCAUAGUGGAGGUUGGGGUUGGCAAGUGGUGGGAAAAAAAAAUCUAAUAAUUAUUUGGGCUGGGAAACUUAUUUAUUGGUAGCAUAGGACAGAGGAAGGAGGCGGGGAUGGGGUUGUGGCACCCUGGUGAUGCGGCUCCUGUUUUGCUUUUUAUUUCGGAAUAAAUGAAUUUAGCCAUA